GCUGGUGGCCCGAGGCGGAAGCGGGAGUUUGAGAUGAUUUCUUUAACCCCUGGCUUUGCGAGCGGCGGCUACUGAAGCGGGAGGGGGGGGGGAGGCGAGCAGCGGGGCGGCGGUGCCGGGCCCCUCAGCGGGGUUGGUUUAAACGGGAAUGGUAGAUUAAGCUGCGGUUAGCCGGGCGGAGCGUGCGGUCCAAUCAGGUGCCAGGAUGCUGGCAGGUGGGUGGAGAGUCCUGUGUGUUUUUGUUUUAAUGUUUUUGUUGAAAAGUUGAAGCCGCGAGAGAAUAAAAAAUCCCCCCCAGGACCAGAUAAACCUUCGAGCCGAGGGACGACGAGCGGGGCAGGGGGGCCGGAGCCGGCGGCAGGAUGAAUGGAGUCACCAAGAGCAGGUUCGAGAUGUUCUCGAAUAACGAUGAAGCUGUGAUAAACAAGAAACUCCCAAAGGAACUGUUACUCCGAAUAUUCUCCUUUCUGGAUGUAGUCACCUUGUGUCGCUCUGCUCAAGUCUCCAGGGACGGUGCAAUAAAUUGGCAGCCAAUAGUUGGAAGGCAGUACUGGAAUGUCCUGGCGCUGGAUGGUAGUAACUGGCAACGAAUCGACCUGUUUGACUUCCAAAGAGAUAUAGAGGGGCGAGUAGUAGAGAAUAUUUCUAAAAGAUGUGGUGGGUUUUUACGGAAGCUUAGUUUGCGAGGAUGCCUUGGAGUGGGAGACAACUCUUUAAGGACCUUUGCUCAGAAUUGCAGGAAUAUUGAACAGUUAAAUCUGAAUGGAUGCACAAAAAUCACAGAUGCAACCUGUACUAGUCUAAGUAAAUUUUGCUCUAAGCUAAGAAGUUUAGACCUAGCUUCAUGCACAUCUAUCACAAAUCUUUCUUUGAAGGCUCUGAGUGAGGGAUGUCCACUUCUAGAACAGCUGAAUAUAUCCUGGUGUGAUCAGGUGACGAAGGAUGGAAUUCAAGCACUGGUGAGAGGCUGCGGAGGACUGAAGGCUCUGUUUCUUAAAGGAUGUACACAGCUUGAAGAUGAAGCUUUGAAAUUUAUUGGUGCUCACUGUCCUGAGCUGGUCACUCUGAACCUACAGACUUGCUCUCAGAUCACAGAUGAGGGGCUGAUAACGAUUUGCAGAGGAUGCCAUAAACUGCAGUCACUCUGUGUCUCUGGCUGUAGUAACAUCACUGAUGCUAUUUUGAAUGCAUUGGGACAGAAUUGCAUUCGACUUAGAAUAUUAGAGAUUGCUAGAUGUUCACAGUUAACAGAUGUGGGAUUUACCACAUUAGCCCGGAAUUGCCAUGAGCUUGAGAAGAUGGACCUGGAAGAGUGUGUUCAGAUUACAGACAAUACUUUAAUUCAGCUCUCUAUUUACUGUCCACGGCUCCAAGUGCUGAGUUUGUCUCACUGUGAAUUGAUCACUGAUGAUGGUAUCCGCCAUCUUGGGAAUGGGGCCUGUGCUCAUGACAGAUUGGAAGUGAUUGAGUUGGACAACUGCCCACUGAUCACAGAUGCCUCACUCGAACACCUAAAGAACUGUCACAGUCUGGAGAGGAUAGAGCUGUAUGAUUGUCAACAGAUAACACGUGCUGGGAUCAAGAGACUCCGAACACACUUACCCAACAUCAAAGUCCAUGCCUACUUUGCUCCAGUGACACCUCCUGCAUCAGUGAGCGGUGGUCGCCAGCGUUUCUGCAAGUGCUGCAUCGUCCUAUGACACCAACUUUGUUUUGCCGAAAUCUAUUUAAAUAGCAUUGCAAUGGAGACGAUUGAACAUGUCGUCAAUUCUGAUCCUGGUGCAUUGUGAGACUGUACAGUAAGGGCUGUCCAAUCACUGUGGCUAUGACCGAUCACAUGGUUACCAGGCAGCACCUGUGAUGCCCAUGCCCAUGGGUGCAGAUAUGUAUUAGUUCUGUCACUGUAUGAUUCAAUUCAGAUUUUCCCAAGAACAUGAAUAAUUUAUUUUUUUGGAUUUUGGAGAAAAAAAUAGAUUCCAUGUAUUGCAGUGGGGAGAAAUCUUUACAUACCCGCUUCUGAAAGAUAUUUUGCAACCCAGCAGCACACAAGAACUGUGAGACAUAACCACAUUAAACUGUGCACUAACCCUUUUGCCCACUAGUCUCUCUACAUGGAAAAGGAAGGGAAUUGUAACAUGGAAUUUGUGGCUCCUUUGACCUAUAAAAGUUUUGCACAAGAGUUUAUUGUUGGUCCAAAACCACAGCAUAUCUGUCAUUCCUUCCAUGGAAAAGAGGCUGUCAGAUAGUAUUUUAGGCUCUGCAGCUCACCAUUUUGGUUGCCUUGCACAGCUUCUCCCAUGCUACUGUCCUGCACUGUAGCAUGGUUUCUGUAGCAGCAAGGUGAUUCGUUUUAUAUUCUGAAUAUUUUGUUUCCUGUGAAAUGUUUGGGUCAAUUGUCUCUCCACCUGAACACAUGGAGUAUGGUUCCGCGGGUUAAUGGAUGCCUUCAGUACCACGCACAAUUGUCCAGUGUUGAUGUGUGAGUUGUGACUGUGUGUUGACAUUACUGUUUUGAGCAUGAUUAGGGUUGGGGUGGGUGCAGUGCAAUAUGGUGCAUUCUGUCACAAUUCCAUCUUCAUUUGUCACAUUUAGGUAGAAUUGAUGGAUAGAAGUGUCGACCAGCAGCCCAAGUUGAAAUUCCCUUCAAUGAUUAUUUAGCUGAAGCUAAUUGUAUAACCCCUGGCGAACACUGAUAGACUCGGUACAGAUGAGGAAUUGUACUUGGUUGGAUGAACUUACUGAACCAUUGGAGAACUGAUGGGGUUUUCUCUUUGCUUGUUUACAAGAAUGGGUGGAUAUUUUUUAAGCCCUAUUAACAUAUUGUGCAAUACAGUCAGUUUAUGAUGCAUCUUAACCCUGUGUGUUUUGGUGUGUUGGUUCUUCACUGGUUCAGAGUAUCAGAAGUGGUCAGUGGUUUUUGCAGUUCAAAACAAUUCAGAUAUGAAAUUAUAGCAUUUCUCUCAUCUGCCUGCCUCAUUCUGUGUAACCCAAUGUCAAACAAUCCCUAUCUUGUUGCAGAUAAAACACUACAAACCUACCAAUGUGUACAAGUUCUGUUUUCAGAUCUAAAACAUGCCAGAUGUUGGAGGGUUGGAGAUAAAUGUUAAGAAUUAAAAUGUGAAAACUGUAAAAGUCUCCCUUUUAUUUUGAAUGUUUUCAAAUUUUUCAUUUCAGAUGUGGGAAAGAGUGAGGACUAAAGCAAAUCUUUGUGUCCAUGUAUUCCUUCUUUAUAUUUUAAACUGAGCUUGUAGGAACUUGCUUGAAGUUCUGAGAUCAGUUGUGCAUUCCUGACUUAUUAUUGAAAGUUUCUUGAAAACAUUCACUGAUAAAUGAAAUUUAAGCAUUUAACAUCUUUUUAAAGUUUGACCUCUUGCCAUUGGAUCCAUAAAUAUUUUAGUUUGUGGGGAUCACUUUGAUUUGAGAUGAGGUUAUACAAGGAAAUGAGAUUUGGGCUGGCCUUUGGAGGAGUAAUUGUUGGAACUAUCUCUGUGUUUAUGGCUCUGCAAUUUCAUCAGGUGGCUCUGGAAUCAUUGUCAUUUUAAUUCAAGUUGCUUCUGAAUGCAAAGGCACAAUGGGUGGUAAUCUGGCCUCGUCACAUGCUGAAUUUGCAAUUUAUAGAGGGAGUAUGUUGGAUUCUUCAGGAAUUGAGUUCCAUUGAAGCCAAUGAAACAGAUUGAGAAACUGAAUACAAUGUAGGGCCAUCAUUUAAAAUUGCAUGUUUAGUGCAUGCAACUUAUGUCAAAUCUCUAUCCCAUUGUCCGUACAUUAUGGAAUGGGAUAGGCCAUGGAAUGUGAGAAAGUUAUUGAACCCAGUCCCUCUUUUUAAGAAAAAAAAUUUUGCAAAUCAAAUACACAAGAGUCAGUAACUGAGUCAUUAACUUAUUUAUUGUUGUAUAUAUCCCAACAGUUGUAUGUACCAGAUGGAAGUAAUGGUAAAAUGAAGAUAAAAAUUAGUUUUUCUGUGACUUGUCUGUUAUUAUUGAUGUACGGGUUCCCUUUUAAUUUAUUUCUUUCCUCCUAUGCUAUUCAAUCAUUUUUUUUACAGCAAAUUCAUUAAAAAAAGCUAAUUACCUUUGUGUCCUUUCCAUUCAUUAACACAGUUUAUUUAAAAGAAAAAUGCAAUGGAAAUUUGCUUAAGGCUGCUCCCAAUUGGCUGCCAUAACUUUGGCAAGAGACCAAAGCUUGAAAUCUUCCACCAAAGGAAUGGCAGCUGAUCGAGGGAAGCAGUCAAGAAAUUCUGGCAGAGCAGUUUUUUUUAUAUAGAUUCUUUCUCUAGCUCUGCCGUUUCUCUAGCAGAGACUGUAUUUUCUUGUUGCUUUUGACGUAUUUUUGGGUUGCUUGCAGCUUCCUUUGCAACCAGUUUUCUUUGCUUCAACUAUCGGUUCCUCUUUAUUCUUCCCUUUUCUAGAUAUUGCCUAUUGCAAAUGUCUUUCAGCUGACUGCCUAUUAAGCAACUGCUAUUUGUAUUGACAGCUGACUUGCAAGGACAGCUGACUUGCAUGCCACAUUCAUAACAUACCAGCAGAAAAUGUUAAAUGUCUGUGUGAUUCAGCUUGCAACAACUUGUUAUCAACUCUGUCUCAUCCAAUUAAUCAACUUUUCCUCCAGUGGAAAAGUACAGGAGAAUGGGUCAACACCUAGUUAAAACAAACAUGACUUUGUCUGUAACCUGUAUAACAACUUCCUGUAUUCUUGGACUUGAAUCGAAAAUGAAAAGAGAGAAUGCUGGAAAUGCUUAGGUGGGGCAGCUUAUAUGGAGGGCGAAAUGGCCAGUAUUUCAGGCUAAUGACUUCAGUUUUGAUGAGAUCAAGCUAGAUGAGCACAAGGCAGGAUUUGAAGUUUUGCUUGAUCUGCUCAGUGAUUUAUUGGAAUCCGAUUUCUUAGUCUACUCAAUGUCCUUGCAGGUUAUCUGUAUUUUGUCGGUGCCUUGGGAUGCUUUACUAAAGGAGCUAUAUGAAUACAUCUUGUCUGUCCUUUGUUAUCUCCAGCAGGCAUCCACAGCCCAUGGCCUUUCUGUCCAUUCAUCUAAAGCUGUUGACUUGUUUGCGUCUUCUGAGUAACAUCCAGGGGUGAACGUCAGGCAGAUUUGUAGAUAUCCAUAGCUUACAAUGGCUGUUGUCACUGAUCUAGCCCUGGUGAGUCUGUGCGCUCCAUCUUUCUCUGUGGCAUUGUCUUUGGCAUAUCGUGAAUGGAUUUGUUGUCCUAUUUGCCGUGAGUAUUCCCUGUAGCUUUGUUGCUGUGGUCUGUUUUGGUCUUGAUUCAAUAGCCUGGCUAGAGUAAGGGAGACAGAUUUAGAUUAUUUCUGGAUGGAGGCUCAGAGCUGAAAGGCCGUGCAUAGAAAAAUGUAACAUAGAUGAAGGUCGUUACGUCAAAGUCCGUGCUAGCUGAAAAAAGCCAUUAAGACCAAUUCCCUCUCCAACUCUUCCUCUUUACUUUGGUGCAUAUGAAAUGCUUAUUCAGGCUCUUUAGUGAUGAGGGUUUUGGCCUCAAUCACCCUUCUAACCGUAAGUUCAAUACCCUUAUUCAUGAAAUGAAAAUAUUCUUCAACUUUCUUCUAACUCUUUCCGUCUACCUAUUGCCUUAAAUCUAUGUCCUCUAGAUGUUAACCUCUCAACUGAGAGGAAUAGGUCCUUUCUAUUAACUAUGCAGACUUCAAUUUUAUACAUCUUAAUUAAAUCUCUUCCCCCAUAAUUAAGUUAAUAGCAGUCUGCCAUGGAAAUAGCACCACAAUGGUAAAUUUAGUGGAUGUACCCAUUAUUGGUAUCUAAUAGAUUUUGGAACUUAGCCAUUUAUAUAAAAUGAAUUAGGCAUGGUCCAACUCACUUGUAGGGUGUGAACUUUAGAAAAUGCAUCUUUGAACCAAUCUAGCUUGGAUUACUUAAUUGAAACCAAAAAAUAUUCUCUUUAUGAACCUAAUGCAAAAAAAAUGAAAACUGUGGUACUUGGCCAGUAGUCCAUCAGGAUCCUGUGAUAGUAAAAAAUUUUGGUGGGUCAGCUGUCCCCUUUUGGCUUAUAAUGUCGAUGGGUACGUCUGCUUAGUCACAGUCAGCAAGCCUCACUACUGCACCCCAAAAAUCAAUUGACACUGGCCAAUACUGAAGUGAUGUUGCUGUAUUGGACCAGCACCAACCUCCUUGUUUUUCUUCUUGGACCUGUCAUACAUCCCUUGGGGUUGAGCUUGUCUUUCGAACAAAUGGGUAAGACAUCCAAGGAGAUAGCAGUAAAGUGUUUAGAAAAUGAAGCACCAGAGACCUACUAGUCACCAACAAUACUGAAAUCCUUCCUGUACUUCAGUGUAGAGAGGGACGUUGAUGAUUCCAUCUUUCAGGCACAGGGGACUUAAAAGUGAAAUAAACUACAAAAAAAGAUUUGGAUAUUGGCAAUUUAAAACACAACUUUGGUAGAAGAGGUAGUUUUCCAGUUGUCAUAUGGCAUAUUAAUAUGAUACAGUUGCGUUGGUACUAAUGCAGGACCUGCACUGUGAAUGCCAGCAUUUGCCUGGCUUAGAUGCAUGUGUGUUAACAGUAUCAUAACCCAUCAGUGCAGCUCGCUGUCUCUGUGGGUUCUCUGGCAGGCUGCAGUGGAUCCUGAUUCCAAAAGGUUAUUUUUUUUCUGUGCACUUUAGGAUGUUGCAUUUCUAGUUUCUGUGUCUGCACAUAGGAUGUGGGUAUUGUCAGCAAGGUCAGAGUUUAUUGUUCAUCCUGAAUUUCACUGAGUGCAGUAGUGGGCUGUUUUGUUGAUAGCAUUUUUGUGACAAAGUUUGCUUGUUUUGGACAUCACAGAAGUAGCUGAGAAUAAACUCCGUUGUUGUGGUCAUGGAGUCACAAACAGGCUAGUUUGAGUUUUUUUAACCAAGCUGGAACUUUAUGACAAUCACUACUGACAGCUUCUAGUAAGUUUAAAUUUCCUAGCUGCUGUGGUGAGAGAUUUGAACUCCUCUCAGAGCAUUAGUCUAUGCCUCUGGAUUACUAAUGUAGUAACAUGACCACUCUGCUGCCACCCCUGUAUCUCCGUAUGUGAAGUGGCAAUCUAUAUAAUCUUUUAAUUAAAAUGGUUAUAGUGUGCCACGUUUUUGUGAAGGGAGUUUCUGUCCUCCAGUGGUAAUGUAGCUUCAGCAUUGUGAGCUGCUGCUCUUGUUUAAGAACAAGCAAAGGUAAACAAAGAAAAGGUGAAUAAUUAUAUGGAAUUGUUGAAAAAUGGCAAUCCAAAGCUUUUAUCCCAUUUUGUUUUGUCGUGUUGGUAAAAAUAGUUGCAGAACUGGAGAGUUUGGGUGAAGUGGCCUUGUGGUGGGUUACAAAGUAUUAUAGAACAGCUUCCAUGUACCCUCUCAUCUGAUAAAGCUUUUUUGCAUAGCUGUGUGAACAUUAUGGCUUGCACACUUUGCAAGACUUGAAGUACAUUUUUUAAAAAUGAUCUUUUCAGUUCAGUGUUAAUUUGACAACUUUCUGAUCACUGUAUCAGAACAUAAUAUGCAACAUUGCAUUGAUACAGCAGAGUGCUCUGCUGAUAGGACUGAUAAAGUAUAGUAUCAAGUUAAUGUAGCAGUUCUUAAUUGUGAUUUGCCUGUACUGCACUUUAUGCAGGAUACACAUUUGCUCACAGUUGAAGUUACACAAAUUAGUCCAAGCUACUGAGUUGAUUUUAGUCCUGGUCUUCAACCAGUUGAAUGUUUGUGUUAAAUCUCAGUUGUCCAGUAUACCCUGUAUUCAGCAUGGUAGUGAUCUUCUUUGGGGUGAUGGCUUGGCGUUCAUCUUUAGGGCAUUUGAAGGUUAGACAUUUUAAGCUCAGGCCAAGUUAUUUCGGAAGUGGGGGAUGGUUGGCCUGAUUUGAGAGAGUGCAAACCACUUAACAAAGAGUAUAGUUCACUUCCAUUUUUUUGAAAUAACUAGUACGUUUGUUUUGGAGCCUACUUAAAGCAAAAUCUAAAGUUAAUGUAUUCUGCACGAUGACUGCAACUCUGUGUGCAACUUAAAAUAUGAAUUUUUUUUAGAUAUUGUGUGGAAAAUGUAAGCAUUUACUGAUUUUUUUUAAAUCCACUUCAAACUUUUUCAGUUGUUGGGAUAUUUGAAGUGAACAAAUUGAUACAAAAAAUAUCUCAAUUUUCAAAUGAAAUUAAAACUGGAUUAAUGAGAAAAGCACUGUAAUGUUGAUUGGGGCCAUCACAAGCAUAAGCAGUCAAUGCUGCUGCCAUGAAAAAAUCUUUUAGCUUGUGAUUCUAAAGGUAUGAUUGAUCCCUGUCUAGGUUCUUGGUUGCUUUAAGUUUCCAAUUCUCGUGUUCAAUGGAAUAAACUAGUUUUGUUCCUUUUCUCCAGCACUCAUUUACCCCCCACCAUAAAUAACCAAAAAAAAACAAAACUAGAUGUUACGUAAAAGAAUUGAGUUUGAUUGUGAGAGGUCGCCACUAACCUGCAGAGGCAAAAUGGCCACUUAGUAAUCCAGCAGGACUUGAAUCUUUUUGGCAUGUUGGGUGGGGCGCAUGAACAAAUGGAAGUCAAAUUUAAGAUUAUAAAUUUAAGGCUUCUGUCAGUACACAUGCAGAUAUAGGCAAACCUCAACUCUGGUACAAGCUUAACAAGAGGUAUCGAGUGCAGUAACAAGCAAAUUUGAUAAUGCAAAGAGGAUGAAAGUGUUAAUCUGAUCAGAAGAAAAAUGAUCACGUUUUUGCAGCUCCUGCAUAAUCUAAGGAGCUAAAGCAUUGAUUGUUUUAAUAUGUCUAAUGAAACAGUGCAGUUCAUUUUAUUUAUGCAAGGUAAAAGCUACUUGAAAAAAAAAUCAUUUUAAGAAUGUACAUAUUUUGUAAAAAGGAAGAAAAAUCCCAAAAAAAUCUAUAGGGUGAUGUGCGGCCUUAAAUUGUCAAUCAUCAGGAUUAUUCUGUUUAUAAAUUAUGUGAGGGAUUGAAGUGAUUAGUUAUUGAGGACAUGAUUCCUGACACAUUUUAGUCCCAAUACCACUGUCUUGAGGAGGGGAUGCUGCACUUCAGUGAUGUCAGUGGUUGGAGCAUAUGUAAAUGUGUAGAACUAUCCUCUCAAUUGUUUUUAAUGUGUUUGUUCCUCAAUGAAAUGAGAAUUAAAUGAGCUGCAGACAAACCAGGUCCAGCGCAGGCUUACACUGGGGCCUGUAGCAAGGUGAUGUUGAAAGAUCAUUCCCUAUUGCUAAACUGAGUGAGAUCAUAAGGCCCCUCCUUCUGUGUGGUGUGUGAGGAUGUGCCUGGUGGACCAUCCAUGGAUUGGCUGCCAAAGUAAACCUGUGAUUUUAAAGUCUGCUAAUUUUGAAAUCUGAUCAUUUCCAUGUGUAAUUUUCUGAACAGCAGAUUUGAAUUUUACUCCCUUUUGUUUUUGUCUUUUUGUAUUUCAUCAAAUUUCAACCACUAAAAUGAAAUGAAGGCAGAUAGCUGUUUCAUUUCUCAAUACCAAGAGGGAUUGGGUCACUGCAGUAGAGUCUAUUUAGGCCUUACCAAUGAGAAAUAAUCUGACAAUUUGUGUUUCAGCUUUAAAACAAUGUGUUACAUUUAAAUGUUACAUUUGAUAAAUAGGUUGAAAUCUUGUUAAAUCCCUAUAUAUAUUAUAUAUAAACCUGUGUUGUACAUACUGUAUUCCAAUUAUAUUGUAAUCUGUGCUAAUAUUCUCAAACACUGAGUGUUCAUAAUAUA
Messenger RNA from Pristis pectinata (smalltooth sawfish), 9649 nucleotides. RefSeq names its product F-box/LRR-repeat protein 20. Bases 363 to 1700 code for a protein of 445 amino acids. Gene Ontology annotation, cellular component: SCF ubiquitin ligase complex. Gene Ontology annotation, biological process: SCF-dependent proteasomal ubiquitin-dependent protein catabolic process. Gene Ontology annotation, molecular function: protein binding. The record is from RefSeq and is a predicted model, not a curated record. The transcript has 16 exons. NCBI's taxonomy places the organism in Eukaryota, Metazoa, Chordata, Chondrichthyes, Rhinopristiformes, Pristidae.